AUGUCGCGCAACAACGAUGAUCGUCAGCCCACUUCGAGCCAGGGGAGGAGGCAAGAGCCGGAGCAGGGUUGGGCCCCGGCCCCGACAGCAAGCGGAUCCAUUCCCGAAGCUUCCGCUUCCGAUUCCAUCUCCAGCUCCAGCUCGACGUCGGAGCCCAAAUCCACGCUGGCCUCGCGCCGUCUAUCCGCCCGCAAAGCGCUUCGACCAACGUCUUUCAGCUGGUCAGCUCCUCAAUCCCUCAUGCAUCCCACCGCUCCCUCGGAGCACGCCCCGCUUGCUCAACGCGAAAAAUAUUUCCGAAGAAUCAAUCGUCCGGACUUGCCCUUUGGACCUGCUCCUAACAGGAGACAACGCGGUAUCGCAUUGGCUGCGUAUGUAAUUGCUACGGGAGCGGCGGGUUACAUGACCCUGUUUGCGGAUUUUGGAGAGGAUGAGCAUGUGUUCAUGCCGCCGCGCAAAAUCCGACGCAUGGUAGGUCUACAGCCGCCUGUGGAUGCGCACACAAGGCCUCUUCGAGGUCGAAGAGGUGCGCCUGCACCAUCCAGCAGCUCGUCCCCAUCCGCUUCAUCCUCAGGCUCCGGCUCGAACGUCGAACAAGCAGGCACGAACGCAGCUCCCAUUGCCAAUUCGCACGUUCCAGUGGAUGGAGCGCUAGGAACUUCUUCCCCCGCUCCAUAUGCCGGUAUUUUUUCCCUGCGCAAGACCCACUCCGGUCCCAGUCCCAGUCCUAGCGCCGAGUCGGGGCGCGCGGAUGCGAAAGGGCAAACCUCGACUACUGCUUUGGACCGGACGGAUGCAUUGUUGAAAGAGAGGGAGAAGGAGCUGGAGGAGAUGUUGAGGAGGGAUAAGGAGGGUGCAUCAGGGACGAAGAGUUGGACAGAUUCGCUUGUGCCGAGCAGCUUGACCGCUUGGUGGGGUGCUAGUGGCAGCGGCGGCAGGAGCGCUACCGACGAUACCAAAGAUGCGUCGCCUCAAACCCGAGCAAAGGUCGUUUAG
Molecule: messenger RNA, 996 nt
Organism: Ceraceosorus guamensis
Lineage: Eukaryota; Fungi; Basidiomycota; Exobasidiomycetes; Ceraceosorales; Ceraceosoraceae
Exons: 3
Coding region: 1-996 (331 amino acids)
Source: RefSeq, a predicted model, not a curated record